UCGGGGCAAAAAAAAUAGGUUAACAGCUCUGCGACCUCUCCCGUUAACACCGUGAUAUCUGUGAGUGGCAAUGCCGGUUCACUCCCGGGAGAAGAAAGAGAGUAACCACGAAGAAAUGGAGGUGGAUUUUCCCGAGCAAGACGGCAGCAGCACAGACGAAGAGGACACCGUCAGCUCGUCCGUGUCUGAAGAUGGAGACAGCUCGGAGAUGGAUGAUGAAGACUGUGAGAGGAGGAGGAUGGAGUGCCUGGAUGAGAUGACCACCCUGGAGAAGCAGUUCACAGACUUGAAGGAGCAGUUGUAUAAAGAGCGUUUGAGUCAAGUGGACAUUAAGCUGCAGGAGGUAAUGGCUGGCUGUGCCCAAGAAUAUCUGGAACCUUUAGCCAACCUGCAGGAGAACAUGCAGAUCCGGACCAAAGUGGCCGGGAUCUACAGGGAGCUGUGCUUGGAGUCGGUGAAGAACAAGUAUGAGUGUGAGAUCCAGGCUGCCUGCCAGCACUGGGAGAGUGAGAAGCUGUUGCUGUUUGACACUGUGCAGAGUGAACUGGAGGAGAAGAUAAGAAGAUUGGAGGAAGACAGACACAGUAUUGACAUUACCUCAGAGUUAUGGAAUGAUGGAUUGCACUCACGGAAAAAUAAGAAAAAAGACCCGUUCUGCCCUGUGAAGAAGAAGAAGCCCGUUGUUGUUUCUGGGCCUUAUAUUGUUUACAUGCUGCAAGACCUGGAUAUUCUUGAAGACUGGACCGCAAUAAGAAAGGCGAUGGCAUCUCUGGGGCCACACAGGGUGAAGGUGGAUGCCCCUGCAACCAAGCCUGACAGACAUCACCAUGUGGCGCGCUCCGAGGACGGUCGGCUUUUCUAUGACAACCAGUGGUACUGCAGGGGACAGGCCAUCUGUAUCAACAGGAAGGACGAGUACCCGACUAGUGCCAUCAUCACUACCAUCAACAACGAUGAGGUGUGGUUCAAACGACUGGAUGGCACUAAGUCAAAGCUGUACAUCUCCCAGCUGCAGAAAGGCAAAUACACGAUCAAACACUCAUAAAAACACACUGACACACACACACACACACACAAAACCAUCAUCUUUUACAUCUUUCUCUGUCUCUUUUCCAUGUUGUAUCUUUAUACAUGCUUGCCAUAAGUAUGCACACACACACACAAACACACACACACACACACACACACACACACACACACACACACACACACACACACACACACACACACACACACACACACGUCAGUUCACUCUCUCUGUGUAUGAGUAACAAAAAAAAUACUGUUCAGAAACAAACAAAUAUCAACUAUCCCUUCUAAUUUAAGGAGACUAUCUUCUCUGUAAAUAUGUAUGUAUGUAUAUUAUCAAUAAGGUCACAAAGUGUCAUUUUCUCUGGAACGGAGAUCAAUGCAAAGUGCUGCUAAAAAAUUGAAGGGAGGAAAAACCGGAGCAGUAGCGAACUGUGAAUCAUGGAUCUCAGUUGCGUGCCUUUCUGAGACAAGACGAUGCCUCGACUGUAAAAAAAAACAAAAAAAACAAAAAAAAAAGUGUGGAACUAUCAAUGCAGCGAAGCCUUACUCUGGACUGGAAGUGGGUCAAAGCGGGUCAUUGAAUGAGUGAGUGAGAAACCCCGAUCCAGGUGAAGAUGUUGUCGGCGGUGUGUUUGAUUUGCCUCUCCAGACGCAUCAGUUAGACUUGAAUUUCAUGCUCCACAGAGCCUAAUAAAUCUGUAUUAGGAACCCCUCGGGACCCAAGUUUGAGAAAUUGAUUUAGUAAAAAAAAAAAAAAAGAAAUUGCACAAGUGUCAAUAUGAAGAUGGAGGGUGAAAGUGAUGAUUAAUCAAUUUUGAGUUACUGAUUAUAUUGUGAACGUAAUUAAAAACCUUUCUUGCCCGCCCCCCCGGGUGAAACCCACAUGGGGGAGCCAGUGUAUUAAAUGAUCUCCUGAUGUGUUGAUGUUUUAGUGUAAUCUUCACAGCACUACAUUUUAAGUUCAAACCCAGGCCACCGGCCCGUGCACUAGCAAAGCAUCAAAGUUGGAAAAAGAAGCCGACUGUGUUUUUAAACAUACGGUAAUGGGAGGUGACCUGUACAUAGAGACAACUGCGUGUUUUGUGUUUACUUCACUGUGAUUCUUCCCUCUGUUUCCUGUCGUGUUGCCAUGUGUCUGAUAGUGCCUAGAACUUAGGAUUUAAGGCAGGAUCCAGGCUUAGAUGGAUCAGCUCACCUCCACAGGUUUGGACUGCAUUUUCUUUUGUGGUGGCACGAUCAUGACAGCCUUAAAUUUGUAAUUCCUAAUGCCAUUUUUCUGGGGUUUUUUGUCCUCCUGUUUUGUGUCCUCUUCUCUCAAUUCAUCUCCCUCAUUUGUCAUUUAUUUUUCCUCUACCUUUGUCUUCCUCCUUGCUGUCAGUAAACAAGUUUCUUCAACAUUCAUGUAUUAACAUUACAAAGAGAAAGCAAAGUUAAGGGAUUUUCUUGUAUGUACAAUCCGUCCAAGUGAACCUCUUUUUGUGUAACUGUAUAUUAUGUUAAGGUCUUGCUUUGUAUUUACAGUGCUUUAAAUUUUCAGCAUUACAUACAUAUUUCAAAGUGUUACCUGCCAACAGUAUUGCAAAAGAGAGGUCCUUGUAACAUAAUACCAUAAACAGAAAUGUGAAAGUGUCUGUGAAGCCUAAUGUGGCAUCCACCGAGCAGAACUUUGGAUACGUUUGUUGCAAGUCUUUUUUUUCCCCAUUUCUACUUUGUUUUUAUCUUUUUAUGCAUCAUGGUUCCUCUGAUACAUUAGAGGUAAAAAAUGAGAAAACGUGACAUUGUGCCAAUGCAUGUACAGCUAAUUAAAGUUGUUUGUAUCAUUUGAAGAGACUCUGCACUGCACAUAAACAUUUUUUUAUAUUCCAUAUGCAAUAUAAUGAAGAGAGUCUUAACAUGAGUGGAAUUGUGUUGCUACUGUACUUUUCUGCUUUUACACUUUUAGCAAAAAGGAUAUAUGUGUGCAUUUAGAUGACUAAAGUAUCAA
Scomber scombrus (Atlantic mackerel) is the source of this 3016-nucleotide messenger RNA. It is a transcript of the gene brms1lb, whose product is annotated as BRMS1 like transcriptional repressor b. Gene Ontology annotation, cellular component: Sin3-type complex. Gene Ontology annotation, molecular function: histone deacetylase binding. The transcript is spliced from 10 exons. Gene Ontology annotation, biological process: negative regulation of transcription by RNA polymerase II. The record is from RefSeq and is a predicted model, not a curated record. Lineage: Eukaryota; Metazoa; Chordata; Actinopteri; Scombriformes; Scombridae. Bases 71 to 1045 code for a protein of 324 amino acids.